AUGAGUCAAGCUGCCCGAAAGUCCAUCAUCCUUAAUUUUGAAUGCACUUCACUCUUCUCUUCUUGGUGGGAAGACAAAUGGACCAAGAAAUAUGGAGGAGACUUGAGGGAGACUCAUGAUCGCCUGUUCGGUCAACUUUCUCUUAAAUCAUACCUUAGCUCAGGCGAACUUGAAAAUUGGAAGGAGAUGAUUCAAGAGAAGAAUCGGGUUCUUCUGAUAGUACCUACUGAAUCCGAGGAUGACUCAGCUGAUGCAGCAGUUCUUCAUGGAGCUGAGGUAGAGGCUGAGAGGCGAGAAGCUGGAGAAAGUGGGGACGUUUCAGAAGAUUCAGGAGCUGAAAAAGAAGCGCCUGAAUCCACCAUCCAAGUGUCUAAGCGAAAGAAAGCAGUUAUGAUUGAGAACUCAAAUUCUGAUCCUGCAUCCCCACCCAAGACUAAACGACGAAUUCCUACCCCUACACUAGUAGAAAAACAUGUUUACGUGACGGAAUCUUGCCCGACAGAGCAAAUUUCCGCUCUUUUUAAAAUUUUCCUGGACAAAUAUUUUCGAGACCCGAACUGUCCCUCGCUCAUCUCGCCCUCUCUUUCACUCGGUCUCUCUCUUCCCGUAGCCUUCCUCCUCAUCCUCUCUCUCUUCCCAACCCAAACCUUAAUCCUCCUCCACUCCAGCCGACUCUCAUUCUCAGCUCAGCUCGCACAAGGCUUUCCCGCCCAAUCGCCCAUCAGUUUCUCCGACCGCCGCUCGAUUUUGUUCAUAAACCCUUCGCUACUCUCCCAACUUCGACUUCAUCUCACGGUGAUAUCUGGUGUUAAACCGACGAAAAAGAAGUUCAUAAUGGAACUUCAGAAGGAUCAGAACGUCGUAGCAAUGGUUGGUGAUGGAAUUAAUGAUGCUGCAGCAUUGGCUUCAUCGCAUGUUGGAAUUGCCAUGGGUGGUGGUGUUGGAGUUGCUAGUGAGGUGUCUUCUAUUGUGCUAUUGGGCAACAGACUUUCACAGUUACUUGAUGCCUUGGAGCUGAGCAGGCUAACUAUGAAGACUGUGAAGCAAAAUCCCGAUGUCCGGUCUUCAAAUCCCGAUGUCAGCACUUGAUCUUGCUCCACCUUUGACCUCCCAACCACUUCGCCCAGUCGAUACCCAGUAGCUUGAUGUAUCAAACCUAGAAGACAGUUAUUGUAGUUUUUUCUAUUUUUGUUCGGAUAUCUUGUAUGUACAUUUUCAUACGCAAAGCUUUGCGCGACGCAACCUAAUUCUCGUUGCGCAAAUUGUUUUUUU
Malus domestica (apple) is the source of this 1272-nucleotide messenger RNA. NCBI's taxonomy places the organism in Eukaryota, Viridiplantae, Streptophyta, Magnoliopsida, Rosales, Rosaceae. The record is from RefSeq and is a predicted model, not a curated record.